UUGAAAACGUCGGAAGUGACAUCACGCGGACUUUUCAUUCCUUUCAUUUCGCGUAAAGUCAACACGUCAAAACAUGGGACGUGUAAUUCGUGCACAACGUAAAGGUGCGGGAUCCGUCUUCAAAUCCCACACCAAGAAAAGGAAGGGAGCGCCAAAACUCCGUUAUUUGGACUUCUCCGAACGUCAUGGCUACAUUAAGGGUGUCGUUAAGGAUAUCAUCCACGACCCAGGUCGCGGCGCCCCAUUGGCCGUUGUGAACUUCAGGGACCCCUACAAGUUCCAGACCAGGAAAGAAUUGUUCAUCGCCCCUGAAGGCAUGUACACUGGACAAUUUGUGUACUGUGGAAGGAAAGCCAACUUGCAAAUUGGCAAUGUUUUGCCAGUAGGAUCCAUGCCUGAAGGUACCAUUGUGUGCAACUUGGAAGAAAAAACUGGUGACCGUGGUCGUUUGGCUCGUGCCUCUGGUAACUAUGCCACAGUCAUUGCCCACAAUCACGACACAAGGAAGACCAGAGUCAAGUUGCCUUCUGGUGCCAAGAAAGUCAUUCCCUCCAACAACAGAGCCAUGGUUGGUAUCGUUGCUGGCGGUGGUCGUAUCGACAAGCCCAUCUUGAAGGCCGGUCGUGCCUACCACAAAUACAAGGUGAAACGUAACUGCUGGCCUAAGGUCAGAGGUGUUGCCAUGAACCCUGUGGAGCAUCCCCACGGUGGUGGUAACCAUCAACACAUCGGUAAAGCGUCUACCGUCAAGAGAGGAACAUCCGCUGGUCGUAAAGUCGGUCUUAUCGCUGCCCGCAGGACUGGUCGUAUUCGUGGUGGAAAGGUCGACGCCAAGAAGGAGGAUUAGACUAAUACAUAAGUUGGUUGCAAUGUAUUUCAUUUGGACUAUUUUUAUAUUUUUGACCUGUACUUCAUUUGAAAUAUAUUGAUGAUCUGGA
Aethina tumida (small hive beetle) is the source of this 938-nucleotide messenger RNA. RefSeq names its product 60S ribosomal protein L8 (gene RpL8). The coding region runs from base 74 to 847 and encodes 257 amino acids. Gene Ontology annotation, molecular function: structural constituent of ribosome; RNA binding. Gene Ontology annotation, cellular component: ribosome; cytosolic large ribosomal subunit. The transcript is spliced from 4 exons. NCBI's taxonomy places the organism in Eukaryota, Metazoa, Arthropoda, Insecta, Coleoptera, Nitidulidae. Gene Ontology annotation, biological process: cytoplasmic translation. The record is from RefSeq and is a predicted model, not a curated record.